ACCCUCCUUAUUUUCUGUGCUGGAGUGAGAGUGCAGACUGCAGAGCUAGCUAGAGAGCUCCAUUUAUUGGUUUUAACCUAUCACGGUAUCACCUACUGCAUAUAUCUCUCCUCUCUCCAAAUCUUCGUUGAGACGCCAUGGGAACUCAAACGCAGAACGGUGCCGAUAAAAUUUACGACCAGACAGAGAUGGAUGAAAAAUUAGCCAGGGAAAAGGCAAUUAAUGAUUGGCUUCCAAUUACUUCUUCGAGGAAUGCAAAAUGGUGGUAUUCGGCUUUUCACAAUGUCACGGCCAUGGUUGGAGCUGGUGUUCUCGGUCUCCCUUAUGCCAUGGCAGAGCUUGGAUGGGGUCCUGGUAUAGCUAUUUUGGUCCUUUCAUGGGUCAUCACAUUAUACACACUAUGGCAAAUGGUUGAGAUGCAUGAGAUGGUUCCAGGGAAACGUUUUGAUCGUUACCACGAAUUGGGUCAGCAUGCAUUUGGUGAAAAACUUGGUCUUUACAUUGUGGUGCCUCAGCAACUCAUUGUUGAAGUUGGUGUUUGCAUUGUGUACAUGGUCACCGGAGGAAGAUCGCUGCAGAAGGUCCAUGACACUGUGUGCUCAGACUGCAAAAAAAUCAAAUUGACUUACUUCAUCAUGAUCUUUGCCUCUGUUCACUUUGUGCUUUCCCACCUUCCCAACUUCAACUCCAUCUCCGGCGUGUCUUUGGCCGCAGCUGUCAUGUCCUUGAGUUACUCUACCAUAGCAUGGACUGCUGCGGUAGACAAGGGUGUGGUAGAAAAUGUCGAUUAUAGUUACAAAGCCAAGACUACUACGGGAAAAUUUUUCAACUUCUUAGCUGCAUUGGGUGAAGUGGCUUUUGCGUAUGCUGGCCAUAAUGUAGUCCUCGAAAUCCAAGCAACAAUUCCUUCUACACCUGAGAAGCCUUCCAAGGUACCUAUGUGGAAAGGAGUCAUUGUUGCCUACAUAAUUGUGGCUUUGUGCUACUUCCCAGUUGCUCUAGUAGGAUAUUACAUAUAUGGAAAUUCAGUUGAUGACAACAUCCUCGUCUCAUUGGAAAGACCCAAAUGGCUAAUUGCAAUGGCCAACAUGUUUGUUGUCAUCCAUGUUAUUGGAAGCUAUCAGAUUUAUGCAAUGCCAGUGUUUGACAUGAUGGAAACUGUACUGGUAAAGAAGUUGAAUUUCAGGCCAACUUUUAUGCUUCGCUUCAUUACACGAACUUUAUAUGUUGCAAUUACCAUGUUUGUCGGAAUCACAUUCCCUUUCUUCAGUGGUCUCCUUGGAUUUUUUGGAGGAUUUGCUUUUGCCCCAACAACAUAUUUUCUCCCUUGUGUAAUGUGGCUUGCCAUCUACAAACCAAAGAGAUUCGGCUUAUCCUGGUGGUGCAACUAUAUCUGCAUCUUCUUUGGUGUUCUUUUGAUGGUUCUAUCACCAAUUGGAGGGCUGAGAUCAAUCAUCAUUCAAGCCAAGACCUACAAAUUCUACUCAUAGGCCAUUGAUCAUCAUCCUUCCAAGCGACAAGCCUGAAAGGGGUAGUAGUAGUUUUUAAAAGAAAAGAAAAAGCAUUGAGCCGUUUCUGAUGAAGAUGAGGAGGAAAUCAAGGACUAAAUACCUUGAGCAGCAAGUAAGCAGCGGACAAAGAAAUAAAUAAGGUUGUUUAUGGAGUGGAAUACUGGUCGCCAUGUAUUAGGGAAAAGAAUCAGUCACCAUGGUACUAAUUUCCGAAGGGCUCUACUGUCUCCUUUUCUUCAUUAUGUAUUUGUUUGUGCAAGUCAUCAUGUAUAUGAUCUUUCCUUUUUUCUUUUUGUGUUUGUUUCUGCAUUCUGGGGUGGAUAUGUGUGAAAUCUUAAUUCUCCAAUACUGAUUGAUCCUAUAAUACGUCAAAUUUUGAGCAGUUAUAGCUAUUUCCACUUAUGAGUAUUAUUCAUUUAGCUUGGACUCGCCUAGCUAAUGCAAUCCAGCUUGAUCA
Rosa chinensis is the source of this 1968-nucleotide messenger RNA. Its product is annotated as lysine histidine transporter 1. NCBI's taxonomy places the organism in Eukaryota, Viridiplantae, Streptophyta, Magnoliopsida, Rosales, Rosaceae. The record is from RefSeq and is a predicted model, not a curated record. The coding region runs from base 138 to 1490 and encodes 450 amino acids. Gene Ontology annotation, cellular component: plasma membrane. The transcript is spliced from 8 exons.